GUCCGGUAUACCAGAACGUACCCUGGUCACUAUUUGAUAUGGUUUGUGUUGUUAUUGAGGCAUUGAUGUCAUCAACAACACCUUCGACCUGAAAUAUGACUGAGGUAGUUAGAACAUACCAAGAAGAGCUUGGCUUCUUGGAAAAGCUUACACCGCACUCAUGGCGAAUCAAGAAGGGAUUUGUGAAGAACAUGAAUGUGGAAGGUAUGUUCUACGUGAAUGAGCAUCUAGAGAAGUUGAUGUUUGAUGAACUACGGCAGUUCAGCAAUCACAAGGGAGUCGGAGGUUUUCUGCCAGGCCUGAAGCAGAUAGGGAACGUCGCUGCACUGCCUGGCAUCAUACAUAAGUCGAUCGGUCUCCCGGACAUACAUUCCGGAUACGGUUUUGCGAUCGGCAACUUAGCGGCAUUUGACAUGAACGACCCACUGGCCGUUGUUUCUCCAGGCGGCGUCGGGUUUGACAUUAACUGCGGGGUGCGUCUACUGCGGACGAACCUAACCGAGAAGGAUGUGCAGCCGGUGAAGGAGCAACUAGCACAGAGCCUGUUUGACCACAUCCCCGUCGGAGUCGGCAGCAAGGGAGUCAUCCCGAUGAAUGCAGGAGACCUCGAGGAGGCCCUGGAGAUGGGAGUCGACUGGUCGCUGAGAGAGGGUUACGCGUGGGCGGAAGACAAAGAACAUUGUGAGGAAUACGGCCGGAUGCUGAAUGCUGAUCCGUCAACAGUCAGCACUAAAGCGAAGAAACGUGGCUUGCCCCAGCUGGGAACGCUGGGCGCGGGCAACCACUACGCCGAGGUGCAGGUCGUCGACGAGAUCUACAACAAGGAUGCUGCGCGCAAGAUGGGCAUCGAGUUUCCCGGCCAGGUCUGCGUGAUGAUCCACAGCGGCAGCCGCGGAUUCGGCCACCAGGUGGCGACAGAUGCCCUGGUUGCUAUGGAGAGAGCCAUGAAGAGGGAUAAGAUACAGGUCAAUGACCGGCAGCUGGCGUGUGCGCGCAUUGCCUCUAAGGAGGGCCAGAACUAUCUGAAGUCAAUGGCAGCCGCCGCUAAUUUUGCCUGGGUCAACCGCAGCAGUAUGACCUUCCUCACACGCCAGGCCUUCGCGAAGCUGUUUACGACGACCCCUGAUGACCUUGACAUGCACAUCAUCUACGACGUGUCGCACAACAUUGCCAAGGUCGAGGAGCACAUGGUUGAUGGCCACCAGAAGACUCUGCUUGUUCACAGGAAAGGAGCGACGCGAGCGUUUCCGCCGCAUCAUCCUCUUAUCCCGGUCGACUAUCAGCUGACAGGCCAGCCGGUGCUCAUUGGGGGAACGAUGGGUACAUGCAGCUACGUGCUCACCGGCACAGAGCAGGGCAUGAAGGAGACGUUCGGCACGACCUGUCACGGAGCCGGUCGGGCGUACUCGCGUGCAAAGUCGCGCAGGAACCUGGAUUACAUGGAGGUACUGGAGAAACUGGAGGCAAAGGGCAUCUCCAUUCGCGUCGCCUCGCCAAAGCUCGUCAUGGAGGAGGCGCCGGAAUCGUACAAGAACGUCACCGACGUCGUCGACACGUGUCAUGCGGCUGGAAUCAGUAAGAAGUGCAUCAAGCUACGUCCGAUCGCAGUCAUUAAGGGAUGAGGAGGCCAAUCGAUUUGGCGGUGGAUGAGGAUGAAGAGGCUGAGGCAGGCAGAGUGGAUGUGGAUAAGACGGCUGAAGAGACAGAUUAGGCGGCUGAGUAGGACAAAGUGGAUGAGGAUGAGGAGGCUGAGGGAUGUCACGUGGAUUAGGAAGAUGUGCUGGCCUCAUUGCAUCACUGAUAGAUGCUCGUUUGAUCGUAAGGUCGCAGAGCCUCACUCGCUCAGCUAAUGCGUGCCAGGUCUGCAGCCAACAGUAGCAGCAGCAGCAUCAGCAUCAGCAGCAGCAGCAGCAGUAUCAGUGGCAGCAUCAGCAGCAGUAUCAGCAGAAGCAGAAUCAGCAG
This is a messenger RNA of Priapulus caudatus, 1962 nucleotides long. Its product is annotated as tRNA-splicing ligase RtcB homolog. Bases 96 to 1622 code for a protein of 508 amino acids. Gene Ontology annotation, cellular component: nucleus; tRNA-splicing ligase complex. The record is from RefSeq and is a predicted model, not a curated record. Gene Ontology annotation, biological process: tRNA splicing, via endonucleolytic cleavage and ligation. The transcript has 12 exons. Gene Ontology annotation, molecular function: RNA ligase (ATP) activity. NCBI's taxonomy places the organism in Eukaryota, Metazoa, Priapulida, Priapulimorpha, Priapulimorphida, Priapulidae.